This is a messenger RNA of Osmerus eperlanus (European smelt), 800 nucleotides long. RefSeq names its product NADH:ubiquinone oxidoreductase complex assembly factor (gene ndufaf3). The record is from RefSeq and is a predicted model, not a curated record. Gene Ontology annotation, biological process: mitochondrial respiratory chain complex I assembly. The transcript is spliced from 5 exons. Gene Ontology annotation, cellular component: mitochondrial inner membrane. Lineage: Eukaryota; Metazoa; Chordata; Actinopteri; Osmeriformes; Osmeridae. Bases 70 to 618 code for a protein of 182 amino acids.
CUAUCGGAAACCCCACUUGUGUCUUGUGCUACACUUAAUUCUGUCCUACUUGGUGCUCUUGUGGCGAUCAUGGCUACUCCGAUGUGUGCGAGGUUGUUUAUCCAGAGAUCUGUACAAGGUCUCCGGCUUAACUCUCGCGCAUUCCCUGCUUACACAAGCCCCUUUCUCGCCCGAGCUCACAGACUUGGACCUAGUGACGAUGAACUGUACCAACGGACGACAGUCUCAGUCAUGCAGAAGGAGCCGGGCAGUGGAGCCAUGAUCCACAGUUACAGUCCCAGAGGUUUUAACAUCGACGGCAACCGUGUGUUUGGGCCGUGCGCCUUGCUGCCGCCAGCCAUCCUGCAGUGGAACGUGGGCAGCCACAAGGACAUCACAGUGGAGAGCGUGGCUCUUUUUCACAUGCUAGAGCCUCGGAUCGAGAUCCUUGUCCUGGGCACAGGGGGACGAAGUGAGAGGGUGGAUCCCAAAGUCCUCGCCUUAAUGAAGGCUAAAGGCAUCGCUGUGGAGGUGCAAGACACGGCAAAUGCGUGUGCAACCUUCAACUUCCUGACUAGUGAGCGGAGAGUGACUGCUGCAGGUUUGAUUCCAAUCCCUGUCAGCACUGAACUGGAAUAACAACAACAGGAAGUGACCUUGAGUUUUGUGUAGUGGAUCUGAUGGAUCUAACAGUCUUUUUUUUUUUGCCAGAUCAGACACAGGUCAAGCCUUGUUCUGGUCAAAUUGAUUGACUCCAAUGGAUGGUCGUGUGUGUGAGGGAGGGGGAGAGAGGGAGAGAGGGAGAGGGGGAGGGGGAGGGA